Ascoidea rubescens DSM 1968 is the source of this 641-nucleotide messenger RNA. RefSeq lists its product as uncharacterized. NCBI's taxonomy places the organism in Eukaryota, Fungi, Ascomycota, Saccharomycetes, Ascoideales, Ascoideaceae. The transcript has a single exon. The annotation marks the transcript as partial. The record is from RefSeq and is a predicted model, not a curated record.
GAAAAGGUGAGCAAAAGAGUAUAAAUUGGUAUAAAUUGGCAUAAAUUAGAUUAAAAUUUAUGAAAAUAGAGAGAGAUAUGAGAUUUGUGAAAAAAAAACGAAAAAAAACCAGCAGGGAAAAGAUUCGUUGUUUGUACUUUUCCCAAAACGGCAAAGAGUAAAUACCGGUUUGACAGAAAGAGAAUAGUCGAAUCGAAAUUGCUAGACAAUACAUUUCGUUUUUUUUGUCCAAGGACUGCGAGUGGAAGAAAAGCAGGGAUGGAGCGUGGAAUCAGGCUCUUAAAAGAACUCACAAGAGCAGACUCACAGCAGUGACUCAAGAGCAGAGUCUAGAGUAGAGUUCAGCAUCAUAGACUGAAGAGCAACCGAAUGGUAAAUACAAAACAGCUCUAGACCACCAGAAAUCACAAGAUGGAGCCCAAACAGCAGAGUCCUCAGCCGCAACGUAGGACACAACAAAGGCCUGUAGAGUCGAGAUCAAACAAUACCAAGGGAGAAUAUACAAAAAAAUAUAACAAGAAUGUGCUAUUUUGCAGAGCUUUGUCGACAAAAAGAUACACGACCUCGGAGAGGAUCGAACUCUCGAUCUUGAGAUUAACAGUCUCACGCCUUAACCAGCUUGGCCACGAAGUCUUAUCGUG